AUGAGUCGAAGGUGUCGGCAUAAUCGCAAGCUAUGCAGUCCACGUCUUCUGGACCCAAGCCCCGUCGUCCUGUUCAAUGAAGAAGAAGCUGAACCUAUCUUGGCUCUAAAACCUACACACACUGAUAGUAUGCCCGCUGGACCAAUCAAUAGUUUACAGGUGCAAGAAGACAAUCAGGCAAGCAUGGGCAACAGCCCCAGCGACGAACCUGAGGGCAAUGUUGUAUUGCCUAAGAAAAGGAAGUACACUAAGAAGGCCAAGCCAACCUCGGUGGAGUCGCCAGUCCUCAACAAUGACUCUACGCCCAUUGGCGAGUAA
Puccinia triticina is the source of this 318-nucleotide messenger RNA. RefSeq lists its product as uncharacterized. NCBI's taxonomy places the organism in Eukaryota, Fungi, Basidiomycota, Pucciniomycetes, Pucciniales, Pucciniaceae. Bases 1 to 318 code for a protein of 105 amino acids. The record is from RefSeq and is a predicted model, not a curated record. The transcript has 2 exons.